AUACUUUAGGGUCAUAUUUUCACACUUUUCCGUUUUCGAUACUUGCUAAAUUAUAUUUGAACAAAGAAUAUGAAUGCACUUUGAAAUAGCCUCCAUCCUUUGUGGAUAACAAAACACAUUCUAUCACCUCCCUAUCCUUAAGCUUUGCAAUUUUGCUCCUUCACUACAACAUCAACAACAACAACAACAACAAUGUCUACUUCUUUAUCUUUCUUUUCUUCCACCAUUUUCCUCUCUAACCCCAAAAGCAACAUCCACUCUCAAAAGCAGCGCGUGUUUUUCAAACCCCUCACUGCCACCACCACUAUCCGUUCAGAAGCAAACGCCACAGCCACAGCCACAAUUCCAAUUCUAUCCUUCGAUGGCACCGAAGUGGGGUCCACAACGCUCAACAUAAAAUCCGCCCCACUCGACACCGCACGCGCCGUCGUCCACCGUGGACUCACAACAGACCUCCGUAACGCACGCGCUGGUACUGCUUCAACUCUCACACGCGCUCAAGUACGUGGUGGUGGUAUUAAACCAUACCCACAGAAGAAAACGGGCCGGGCUCGACAAGGUUCGAAGAGAACACCAUUGAGGCCCGGUGGUGGUGUUGUGUUUGGGCCUAAGCCUAAAGAUUGGUCAGUUAAGAUAAACAAGAAAGAAAAAAGACUUGCUAUUUCAACUGCACUUUCAAGUGCUGUUGAAAAUGCUAUUGUUGUUGAAGAAUUUGGUGAUAAGUUUGAUAAACCAAAGACUAAAGAGUUUAUUGAGUUAAUGAGGAGAUGGGGUUUGGAUCCUAAAGAGAAAGCUUUGUUUUUAAUGACUGAAGUUGAUGAAAAUGUGAUUCUUUCUAGUAGAAAUAUUAGGACAUUGAAGAUGUUGACACCAAGAACUUUGAAUUUGUUUGAUAUUUUGGAUUCUGAGAAGUUGGUGUUCACCAAAUCAGCUGUGGAGUUCUUGAAUGAACGAUACGGGAACGAUGAUAAUGAUAAUGAAUGGGAGUUCGAGGAAGAAGAACAAGAUGGUGGUGAGGUGGAGGAGAGUGCUGAAAGUUCUGAGUAAUAUAUCAACAUUGGGCAGAAAGGGUCAAUUCCAUUUUAGAAGAGAAAGUGUAUCAGCAAUGGCUUUGCAUAUUUCACUUUGAAUUGUAUUGUAUGAUAAAACUAGGCGAUUUUGGUCGAUUUCUAGUCACCAUCUGUAUUCGUGCAUUGCUUUUGGAGAAAAUGGAACUUUGUGUUGUUAGUUA
Molecule: messenger RNA, 1231 nt
Organism: Lycium barbarum (goji berry)
Lineage: Eukaryota; Viridiplantae; Streptophyta; Magnoliopsida; Solanales; Solanaceae
Product: large ribosomal subunit protein uL4c
Exons: 2
Coding region: 193-1047 (284 amino acids)
Biological process (GO): translation
Cellular component (GO): ribosome
Molecular function (GO): structural constituent of ribosome
Source: RefSeq, a predicted model, not a curated record